CCAAUACAAACACAUUUACACCAUCUUUUCUCUACCAAAACCUGUCUAAACCAUAAUUCAUUCAAGACCUCAGACGCUUUGUGGUUUCAUCGCAGCAGAACAGCAUAGCAAAUCAAAUCAAGAUGGGUGACAACUUUGGCUACACGUACAGAACACCUCGGGCCAGCUUCGUGUUCAAGAUGAGACAAAUAUUCUCCCACGUGACAGAUGUUUUUAGUGAGUUUAGCAAGUUUAUCGCCCCUGCUUACCAUCAUGACAGGUGUGAGAGGUCGGUUCAGAUGCGACUCUACACGAUGCACAAGAGGGAGUUUGUCAUGGUGUUCAUCGUGUUCUUCGUGACGCUGGGCCUGGCUCUCUUCAUCGGUCUGGCUGGGCCUCCAAUUACAGUAACAGAGCAGCAGUCAGCGUCACAGCUCAGCCGACCCCUCAACCAGUCCCAGCUUCUCACAGGACCCUUUCAAAUGAAGUGCCCUCCUCUGUCCACCUACGCCCAGCAGCUGUGGCUCAUUGCGAGGGUACUGGUGGAUAUCAAGGAAGAGCAGUCGUUUAGCAAGGAGUUCCACCUGAGUGUGUCUGUGGAGGGCCUGACCAGGAACAGAGAGCAAGAGUCACUUCUACACGCUGACCAGCCACACAACAAGAGCCGGAAGUUGGAGUGUGACCAGAGAGGGUGUGGUGAGGUGACAGUGAUGCAUCUCAGUUACCUUCGCUACACUCACUACAUUAUCACUGUGAAUUUCUAUGGUCUGGCCGAGAUACAACAGUGGUGCGCCGUCAGGGAUGUUGUGUUCUAUUUUAAGACGUACAAUCCAAACUUCACUAAACUAGAGAUCUGGUUGAGGUUUAUCUUCCUCCUCCUUGCCUUCAUUGUGGCUUGCUGGCUUGCUCACAGUCUAAGGAAGUAUGCGCUGUAUGACUGGUCCAUUGAGCAGAAGUGGAUGUCUAUACUGCUGCCUCUCCUGCUGCUCUACAAUGACCCUGUGUUUCCAAACUUUUUGGUGGAGUCGUGGAUCCCAGCACUGGUCGACACAGUAUUCCAGGCAACCUUUCUGUGUUCUUUGCUGUUAUUCUGGCUGUGUAUUUACCAUGGGCUGAGGCAGAAUGAACGCAGCUUCUCGGCCUUCUACCUCCCCAAGCUGGCCAUUGUGGGGCUGCUGUGGGUGUCAGUGGUGGUGACGGCUGCGAUACAGAAGUGCAAUGAGAUUCACGAUCCUCUGUACUCUGCCACUCUGGAGACUAACCACUUCCAGAAAUUCAAAGUGUUCUUCUUCAUAACGGGGACGUGUUACUUGCUGUACCUGCUGUAUCUCAUCGUUACAGCCUACAGUGAGCUCAGGUCCAUGCCUUACUUCGACAUGCGGCUGAAGUUUGUCACACUCCUGAUGGUGGUGGUGGUGUGUGUGGGCGUCACCAUCACUGUGCUGCGUUUUGGUGUGGGCGUUCUGGAGGACAACUUUGUGGCGCAGCUGUCAACGCAUUACGAGUCGUCUGCACAGUUCAUGGCUUUCUACGGCUUGUUGAAUCUCUAUAUCUUCACUAUGGCUUAUGUUUACUCUCCCUCAGAACGGGCAUUGAUGGAAACCCAUAUUCUGAAGGACAACCCAGCCUUUAGCAUGGUGAACGACUCGGAUGAAGAUGUCAUUUACGGCUCGGACGAAGACACCAGACGACCACUCAACCAGCGUUCAAAUGACAAUGAUGAGAGUGAUUGAGGUGAUGAAGGGAGUUAUGAGAGUUAUGUGUUAGCAAGACAAGCUGAGAGAAUUGGAAAGACAGGAAAGGGAAAAGAGGGAAUUAUGAGAGUUAUGUGUUAGCAAGGUAAGUUUGGAGAAAAAAUAGAAAAACAGAGAAGAGAAAAGAGGAAAUGAGAGAGGAAAGAUAAGGAAGUGAAUGAGAGAUAAGAUGAUAAAUGGUGAAUAUGUGUUAGCAAGAUAAGAUAAGAGAAUCAGAGAGACAGAGAAGAGAAAAGAGGAAAGAGAAGGAAGAGAAUGAGAGAUAACAUGAUAAAUGGUGGAUAUGUGUUAGCAAGACAAGACAAGAGAAAGAUAGAAAGACAGAGAAAGGAAAAGAGGAAAGUUGAGGAAAUGGAAUGACAAGGAAGAAUAUGAGUGAUUGAAGCAACAAAGGAUGAUGAAAGUUAUGAGUUAGGAAGAUGAGGGAAGAGUGAGAGAAUUAGGAAGACAGAAAUGGGAAAAGAGAGUUUAAGAGAAUGAGAAAGAUGAGUAAUUGAGGUGAUGAGGAUGAUGAAAGUUAUGAGUCAGCAAGAUGAAAGAUGAGGGAGAGAGAGAAUUAGAAAGAGAAAGGAAAGUAAGAGAGUUUAAGCGAAUGAGAAAGAACGAUAAGGAAGAGAAUGAGAGUGAUGGAAGUUAAUAAGUGAGAGAGACAAGAGAAGAGAAGGAUAGAAAUACAAAGGGAAAAAGGAGAAAAUUUGAGAAAAUAAGAAUAAUGAGGAAGAAAAAUGAGAGACAUAGAAAGAUAUCAGUAAAAGAAGAAAGCUUUGAGAAUAAGAGAAAAAAUAGAGUGAGGAAAACAAGAGAGAAAAGAAAGAUGAAAAAAACAGUGAAAGGAAAAAAAAGAAGGAAGUUUGAGAAAAUGAGAACAAUGAGAAAAAAACAUAAGAUGAUGAAGGAUGAUGAAAAUUAAUUAGAGAAAAAAAAAAAAAAAGAAAAGGAAAAACGCUUUACAAAAUGAGACAGAGAGAUCAUUUACUGCAGUUUGGCAUAGAGUGGCUUUCUUGAUACCCAGAUGAGUGAAAACUGUUCUAUGGUACCUUGAAAUGAAACAGAUAGCAAAUACUGAACCCUGAGGAACAGUGGCCAGAAGCAUUAGUAAGGGUUCCCAGCUGUCACCUGUUGUGUUAUAAGCUUGAGUGUGGUGGGUAAAGACAAUGCCAGGCUGUGUUGGGCAUCUCUUAGCAAUGCCUCUUGUGUGUUUCAUGGAGAGUUUUGGCUGUUGUGUUGUGACCCUUUGGUAUUUCAUUGUAUGUGUUGCAAAGAGAGGUGGAAAGACAAAGAGAAGUGCAGUGUUGAGGAUGGCAGGAUUCGUGGGCAUUUCUUGUGUUGUGGAAGGAAAGUGUUGUGCCGUUUUAACCUCAGAGAGAAACAUUGAGUUGUGACAUAGAAUACAGUGUUGUAGGAUGACUAGAUGUUGCAUAAACUCAAGGCCUUUUUGUAUUUUGUGUUGCGGGGCAGAAGUGUUGGACAGUUUUAAAAUCAGGAAAGAAUAUCAAAUUACUAGAUAGGUUAGUUUUUUCUAUCAUGCAAUACAGUGUU
Messenger RNA from Portunus trituberculatus (swimming crab), 3272 nucleotides. RefSeq names its product transmembrane protein 181-like. Lineage: Eukaryota; Metazoa; Arthropoda; Malacostraca; Decapoda; Portunidae. Gene Ontology annotation, molecular function: toxic substance binding. The record is from RefSeq and is a predicted model, not a curated record.